CCUAUGGACACCAUCAACAAGAGCGUCCUGGACUUUGAUUUUGAGAAGCUCUGCUCCAUCUCGCUGUCCCACAUCAACGUCUACGCCUGCCUCGUCUGCGGAAAGUACUUCCAGGGUGAGCCCCCCUGGGGAGCAGGGUGCUGCUGGAGGGGGACAUGGGGGACACCCGGGUACGUGCUGAAGCCCACCUUCACCGCGCAGCAGAUCACCAACCUGGACAAACAGGCCAAGCUCUCCCGUGCCUAUGACGGCACCACGUACCUGCCCGGCAUCGUGGGGCUCAACAACAUCAAAGCUAACGACUACGCCAACGCUGUCCUUCAGGCUUUAUCCAACGUGCCGCCGUUGAGGAAUUAUUUUUUGGAGGAGGAGAAUUACAAAAGCAUCCAGCGCCCACCCGGGGACAUCAUGUUCCUGCUGGUGCAGCGCUUCGGGGAGCUGAUGCGGAAGCUGUGGAACCCCCGGAACUUCAAAGCCCACGUCUCGCCCCACGAGAUGCUGCAGGCCGUGGUCCUCUGUAGCAAGAAGAAUUUCCAGAUCACCAAGCAGGGGGAUGGGGUGGACUUCCUCUCCUGGUUCCUGAAUGCGCUGCACUCGGCCCUGGGCGGCACGAAGAAGAAGAAGAAGACCAUCGUCACCGAUGUUUUCCAGGGCUCCAUGCGCAUCUUCACCAAAAAACUGCCUCACCCGGACCUGCCGGCCGAGGAGAAGGCGCAGCUCCUGCAGAACUCCGAGUACCAGGAGAUGAUGGUGGAAUCCACCUUCAUGUACCUGACCUUGGACCUUCCCACCGCCCCGCUCUACAAGGACGAGAAGGAGCAGCUCAUCAUCCCCCAGGUCCCCCUCUUCAGCAUCUUGGCCAAAUUCAACGGCGCCACCGAGAAGGAGUAUAAGACCUACAAGGAGAACUUUCUCAAGCGCUUCCAGCUCACAAAGCUGCCUCCCUACCUCAUCUUCUGCAUCAAGCGCUUCACCAAGAACAACUUCUUCGUGGAGAAGAACCCCACCAUCGUCAACUUCCCCAUCACGUGAGUGGUGAAGAACCCCUGGGCGGGCGCUUGGGGUCCCCGCCUCCCUUUCCCUGUGCCCUGUACGGGGUUUGGAAGCCU
Messenger RNA from Egretta garzetta (little egret), 1109 nucleotides. RefSeq names its product ubiquitin specific peptidase 39 (gene USP39). The record is from RefSeq and is a predicted model, not a curated record. Lineage: Eukaryota; Metazoa; Chordata; Aves; Pelecaniformes; Ardeidae. Gene Ontology annotation, biological process: protein deubiquitination. Gene Ontology annotation, molecular function: cysteine-type deubiquitinase activity. The transcript has 7 exons. The coding region runs from base 4 to 1032 and encodes 342 amino acids.